ACCGGCGGAUGAACUUCAUCUGGAUAAUGGAUUAACGCAUCAGACAGAUAGCAAAAAACAACGCACAGCAACUCCAGAUGUCAAUGUAUUGGAAGAAAACACCCACCCACCCACGAUGGAGUGACUCACAGUUUUAAGUAGUUGAAUAAGCGAGCGCCGGUGCGGACGGAUAGAUUCUGCGUGGGGUAUUUAACUUCUUUCUGGUACUUAAAACUCGACCAACUGUGGGUUUUAUGGGGAAGGGAAUCGUUGGGCUCGAGCCGCCAUACGGACUGACUGCUGUCCGUACAGUUGCUGCACGAGGCGCUGGUGCCAGAUAUGGAUAGCGAGCGGGAUACCUCCGGACGCUGGUGCGCAUCUUCAUAAAGUGCGACACUUCCACACAAAACUUCAUUUGUCCCGAGUCAAGGUUGCUGACAAACGGAGGCUGAGCAAGAAGAACUUCAUUUUUCCCUGCUUUUUAGGGAGGAUAGUUUAAGAAAAAGUAGGCUACUUUAGCAAAUCUACACAGGAAGCUUUGAAGAUGCUUCCAGGGGUCGCGAGGAGACUUCACACGCUGCUCGUGAUUUGGUCGAUACUUCUCGUGAGUUUGGGGACCGGGUUUCCUACCAGACACAAGAAUGUUGCCCACAAAGCUCAUGGCCACCAGAUUCACAGUGCUGGAGUCCAAUAUGUCCCUGAGACUUUGGAGCAGCAGAACCAGGUCCAGAGUAUCCUCCCUGAGCCCCAUGGCCCCCAGAGGAGGUGGACCCACCCCCACCACCGCUCUGUUGGUGUUCUCCCACAGCCGGAGCCUGAGGAGGAGACCAAACCCUUCAUUCUGGAUCUCAAGAACUUCCCAGACCUGGCAAAUGCUGAAAUAAACUCGCAGAACCCAAACAUACAGGUAACCAUUGAGGUGGUGGACGACCCCCAGAUGGAGGUAGAGAUGGAUCUGGCCAAGGAAAAAGAAUGGCUCCCCUCCUCUUCCUCCUCACCGUCUUCCACGGUGGAUUGGCUCGGAGGCAAGAAGCUUUUCUGGCCCCUUUUCUGGAGUUACACUGACGCCGACUCCGGCGAGGAAAGCAACAGCCGCUCAGGGGCGGACGAAAAUGGUGAGGAAGAGGAGGAGGAGGGGGAUUACUCUCUGGAUUACGGAAGCGAGGAGCCCUUACCAAGCGGAGUGGGCGAAGACUGGGAUACGCGUUGGAACGAAGGCUGGGAUCCAAUACAGAGCUACUACGAAAAGGCAACAGAUGAGUGGACUCCCUGGUCUCCCUGUUCAGUGACAUGUGGAAACGGUGAGAGGAAAAGGACCAAGUCCUGUGGCUACUCAUGCACUCUGACAGAAGCCUCCAAGUGUGACCUGGAGCCUUGUCCCGGUGAUGUCAACACUGUAGUAGAGCCAUUCCCUUUCGCGAUGGAGAAUGGCACAGAGCCAUUUGGAACAGAUGUGGACAGCUGCGAGAAGUGGCUCAACUGUAAGAGUGACUUCCUCCAGAGGUACCUCCGCCAGGUGAUGUCUGAGCUGCCCAGCUGCCCCUGCACUUACCCCUCUGAAGUGUCUUACACCGUGGUCAGCGUCUACGACGACAAUCACGGCCGGCCAUUCCGCUGGCACGAUGCCAGUGGCCCCAAGGAGCGCAUGGACAUCUACAAGCCGUCAGCGCGUAGCUGCAUCCGCUCAGCACUUUCAAGCGAUUCAUCCACUCUAGCAGCGCAGCACUGUUGCUACGGCGAUCGUGGACGGCUGAUAACACGAGGGAAAGGUGCAGGCACGCCUAACCUGAUCAGCACCGAGUUCUCUCCCGAGCUGCACUUCAAGGUGGACGUGCUGCCCUGGAUCCUGUGCAAGGGAGACUGGAGUCGCUUCCACGCGGUGCGGCCACCUAACAAUGGGUUGAGCUGCCCAGAAAAUCCCCACGAAGAUGUGUUCAUGAAUGAACUGGAGGAAGCCAGGGAGUACUGAGGGACCACAGCCAAAACUACCAUUCAGAGUCAGAGGGCCCAAUCCUAAUUUGAGAGGAGACAGCCUUUUAAAAAUUAUGAAAUAUUACACCUAAACCAUGCGUUGACUCAGAGGAAAUGUGAUUUGGAGGUGUGUGGGGUUUAGGUGUGUGUGUGAAGUGUGGUUGUCUCAAGUUAGGAUUUGGCACAGUUUCCUGAUAUCAGGCUCAAUGGAACUAAAUUACAAGAAUGGAAAAAAAAAGCAGUGUUCUCCCAUCGCUUGCCAACCUGUUCCACAUCUGGGAUACCAUCCAGCUCUCUCUUUAUAUUCACUCUCCUGGGUGUGUGUAAGCAUGAUGUCCACCUACUGGCUUUGUUUGAUAGUGUCCUGGAGCGCUUGUGAUUGACAAUUCGCAACAUGUGGUAAACAUCCUGAUCGUGCUUCUUUUAAGUCUUAUGUUACGGAAAUGUAUAAAUGUGGGUUGGUUAUAUUGAUGAAACAAACACAUGCAUGGGAAGAGUCCAACAGAAUAUGAAUAUCCCGACUAUGCUGCUACAUUAUAUAAUCCAUCAGGUUUUUACAAAGGUAUUAUGGGGAACAAGACAGCAGGACAUCAAUAAACCCAAUAAUUCUCACAGUAAUGUACAAUGGACACAAAAUUAUGAGAAUACUUUAUCUCAAAAGUUUCGUCACACAGAUUAAUUGAUUGAUUGAUUUAUGCAAUUUCUCACAUUUUCACAGCCGGGAAGAUAAUAAUCCGGGUGCCAAAGAGUUAAA
Molecule: messenger RNA, 2704 nt
Organism: Notothenia coriiceps (black rockcod)
Lineage: Eukaryota; Metazoa; Chordata; Actinopteri; Perciformes; Nototheniidae
Gene: ism2b
Product: isthmin 2b
Exons: 6
Coding region: 524-1948 (474 amino acids)
Source: RefSeq, a predicted model, not a curated record